CCGACUGGAUAUCACAUGUAUUUUACUGUAAAAAAUAAUAAUAAUAAUAAUUAAAGAAGAGGAAGAAGUUAUUCCACAAUGUCUUGCAUACAUAAACGUCUGAAAAGGACAAAAUCAGAGGAGCAAGCUUUCCAGGAGCAGGUGAGAAGAGUUGCGCAGGAGAAUGGAAAACGGCUAGGUUUGGAGGGAGAUCCAGAUCUACAGUUUCUACUGGUCGGCGGGGAGCUGGUCAAGAUUCGCUCGAGCCGUUGGAAGAAGAUCCGCUUCUUCAAACUGCAGGAAGACUGCAAGACGUUCUGGCAUGAGUCCCACAAUCCAUUCAGGCGGAAACAGACUUUCUCCAUCGAUGACAUUGAUUCAGUGCGCCAGGGCCGUCAGUCCGAGGGGCUUAAUAAACACACCAACAGCGGUGAUGAAGACCAGUGCUUCUCCAUCAUCUUCAAGGGCAGCAAGAAAAAUCUCGACCUGAUGGCAGCCAACAGGGAGGUGGCCAAACAGUGGGUCAGCGGCCUGGACAAGAUCAUCAGCAACAUGCUCAACCUCAGCCGCCAGCAGAAGAGUGAGCAUUGGAUCAUAAACUGCAUGCGGAAAGCAGACAAGAAUGAUGACAACAAGAUGACCCUGAAGGAGCUGAAGCACUUCCUGAGACAGGUCAACAUUGAAGUGGACGACACUUACGCGGCGGACAUUUUCAAGAAAUGUGACAAGUCCAAUUCAGGCUCCCUGGAGGGCUCCGAGAUCGAGCACUUCUACGACCUGCUGACACACCGGGAAGAGAUAGAUGUGAUUUAUGGGAAGUAUGCUCAAACAGAGGGUCAGAUGAGCGCCAGAGACCUGCUCAACUUCCUGUUGAAUGAGCAGAGGGAGCAGGUGCCCAUGGAGGACGCUCUCAAGCUGAUUGACAAAUAUGAGGUGGAUGAGACAGCGAAGCAGAAGAAGUGCAUGUCCAAAGACGGCUUCCUGAUGUACUUGCACCAGGCGGAGGGCUCCGUCCUCAACCCGGCCCACAAACAGGUGUACCAGGACAUGCACCAGCCCCUCAACCAUUACUACAUCUCCUCCUCACACAACACAUACCUGAUGGCCGACCAACUCAAAGGACCCAGCAGCACGGAAGCCUAUAUAAAAGCACUGAUGAAGAGCUGUCGCUGUGUGGAGCUGGACUGUUGGGACGGGGCUAACGGCGAGCCUGUCAUUUACCACGGAUACACACUCACGUCCAAAGUGCUCUUCAGAGACGUCAUCAAAGCCAUCAAUGACUACGCCUUCAAAACGUCUGACUACCCAGUGAUUCUGUCCCUGGAGAACCACUGCACCGUGGACCAACAGAAGCUCAUGGCCCAUUAUUUAGUCUCCAUCCUGGGUGAUGCUUUGGUCUCAAAGCCUCUGGGCAACACCAUGCCUACCGACUUCCCCUCACCUGAGGAGCUGAAGGGAAAGUUCCUCAUCAAGGGGAAGCGAUUGAACAAACUGGAUGCCUGCCUCAACAAUAACAGCUUACUUGAGGAAGACACCGUCUCUGAGGAGGAUGAGGCCGCAGAUUGUAAAGAGAACGGCCAGAAAGCCAAAUCAAAGAAAUCAAAAAUAAAACUUGCCAAAGAGCUUUCAGACGUCGUCAUCUACUGCAAGAGUGUCCAUUUCAAUGGCUUUGAACACGCCAAGGAAAAGCAAGCCUUCUAUGAGAUGUCCUCAUUCAAGGAGAGUAAAGCCUUCAACCUGGCUGAGAAUUCAGCGACUGCCUACAUGCAUCACAACAUGGACAAACUCAGUAGGAUCUACCCUGCCGGCUCCAGAACUGACUCCUCCAACUAUAACCCAGUGCCCACGUGGAACGUUGGCUGCCAGAUAGUGGCGUUGAACUUCCAGACUCCCUCCAAGGAGAUGCACAUAAACCAGGGUCGGUUUCUGCCGAACGGUGCUUCUGGCUACAUCCUGAAACCGGAAUUUCAGAGAAGCCUGUCCUCUCAGUUUGACCCGAACACACUCUCCAGGGGGCCCUGGCUAAAGAGGAAAACCUUUAAUGUGAUGGUGAUCUCAGCUCAGCAGUUACCUAAACUCAACAAGGACAAACAAAAAUCCAUUGUUGACCCUCUGGUGAGGGUGGAGAUCUACGGCGUCCCAGCGGAUAACGCCAGCAAAGAGACACACUACAUCGAUAACAAUGGGUUUAACCCGAUGUGGAAUGAGAGAUUCGUGUUUGACAUCCACGUCCCAGAGCUGGCCAUGGUGCGGUUUGUGGUGGAGGACUAUGACUCAACAUCCCAGAAUGAUCUCAUCGGGCAGUACUGUCUGCCACUCACCAGCGUACAGAACGGGUAUCGCCACGUCCCACUGCUCACCAAGAGAGGUGACGUCAUCAGCUCAGCUGGACUGUUCAUGCAUUUCAUGCUCACAGACGCACAGUAGGAAUCACGUUUGGAUAAACCUUCAUGUUAGCAACAGCAUUAUUUGGGAAAUUCUUUAAAGGAAUUUGUCUAGUUUUGGAGCUAAAUAUAAUUAAACUCUGACCAAAUAUAAGUUUUCAUCCAAGCCGCAGGUGCUGACUCACCGUUUUUUGAGUAACACUUUCCAGUCAUUGUAUAAUUUGAGCUUUUUUUUAAAAGAGGUGUGGUUGAGAGUUGUUGUAUGCUAACAAAGAAAGAGUGAAUGAAAAGUUGAAUGAAAGAGCAGUGUGGGAAAGUAUUUAAAGAAAGUCAUUUAACUGUAUUUGCCAUAUUGGGGGGGGGGGGGGGAUAAUUGAAGGAGCAAGAAGGUCUGAAUUCCAGCUCAAGAUAUUUUUGAAUAGUAUUUUAUUACUUAUAGACUUUUUGAGGCUUUAUAUUUCCCUUAAGGAUCAAAUAAGCCAUGCUCAUGGAAACAAUGUAUUUGUCAAGAAGCACAACAAGUAUGGAACUGUUUUUGUGUCUCUGCCUUGAUUUAGGUUGAGUGAAGUUAUGAUGUUGGUCACUGGAGUAAUAGUGUGAACAGUAUAUAACAAAAGCCAAAUGUUUUGCCCAUUGAGAGAGCCAUAUGUGUGUCUGCCCUACAAUGUUUGGCAAUGUUUUCAUUUUUAACCAACUUAAAACUUUUGGGGAUUUUAAUAUUAUGAGCAUAUCAAGAAAUGAACUAUAUCAUACAUAUAUCUGCUCUUAACAUAGUGAGCAUGAAUUCAUCUUAUCCAAGUAUUUUCUGUGAAACAAAUGUUUUAUGUUAAACUUGUCUUGUCUCUUAUCUGCAUUUGCACUAGUUCUCAAAUAAAACCAGCAGAGUCCCUUAUUCAA
This is a messenger RNA of Anoplopoma fimbria (sablefish), 3260 nucleotides long. It is a transcript of the gene plcd1a, whose product is annotated as phospholipase C, delta 1a. NCBI's taxonomy places the organism in Eukaryota, Metazoa, Chordata, Actinopteri, Perciformes, Anoplopomatidae. The record is from RefSeq and is a predicted model, not a curated record. Bases 79 to 2406 code for a protein of 775 amino acids. Gene Ontology annotation, biological process: phosphatidylinositol-mediated signaling; lipid metabolic process. Gene Ontology annotation, molecular function: phosphatidylinositol-4,5-bisphosphate phospholipase C activity; calcium ion binding. The transcript is spliced from 15 exons.